UAGCAACAGUUAAUUAAGUGUAAAAGUGGGUAUCAAUGUACCAUUAGAUUUCAAAUGAGAUUUGUUCAUUUAAAUCUGGAUUUAAGGUCUGCAUUGAAAAUCUGGAAAAGUUAUUAUGCAGAUGACACUCGUUAGAAUUUCCCGCGCGCAUUGCACGCGCUAGGUUACGGGGAAAUCGACUCAGGGAUGUGAAAACACAGCAGUGUGAAAAAAAAUACUGAAAAGAGGAAUGAAUGGUUAAAUUUAUGUGAAAGGAGUCGUUGCUUCUACCAAUAAAGCUAUAUAAAACUACAUAAAACUGUUGCACGAUAAUAUAUGAUACAAUUAUGUGUGAUACAGAUCUAAUAUCAAACUUCAGCGACUUUCAAGAUGUAUCUACCACAGAGUAAUAUUCAUUCACACAGUAUUAAUUCUUGAUUGUUAACAGAGAAAGGAACGUUAUUUAUUAGGGAAAAUAUCAUUAAAUUUACUUAGAGAACUAUUUGCGAAUACAGUUUCUUUGCCUAUAUUAUAACCACGUUUACAGUUGGAGAGUUUCACAUAUAUGUGGAUUUAUUAAAACUUGACAGCAUGCACAGGAAGUGACCGCUCUCAACUAUGAACUGGCUUCACAGACGUAAAACUCGAAAGAAGUCGCACUGUUCGGACAUUUUGGCAGAAAGUGACCCGGGCUCGAGAGUGGUGGGUUCGUGUCAUGGAAGCGAGGAAAUGUGCCCCCGUGUCGCCCCACCAGCGCGGGGUCCGUCCGUCCUCAUCAUCAUAGCGUGUCUCCUAGUCAACACAGUGCUAGCGUGCAAUGUUGACCAGUGCUGGGACAACUAUCAGGUAGCUGCAGCCACAUUGAAACAGAACCUCAAAGAAACUCACACUUCCGAACGUGAAAUCCAGUGCAUGGGCUAUAGAACUUACAUGAAAUGUCUUGAAGAGCUCUUUGGUUGUAAGGGCAACAUUAAAUUCCAUAGUAUUAAAAAAGUGGUACGCAAUCAGAUGAAUCAGCAUAACUGCACAUCGGGCGGACCUGUGUACACCGGGGAGUUUGAGCCGGUGCUGCCACCUGAUGAACUGUGCACAUUUCGUGGAAGCAACACAUACAAGCAUUGUGGAUUAUUUGGUGAUCCUCAUUUGCGGACAUUUAAUGGGGAGUUUCAGACUUGCCGAGUGAAGGGAGCAUGGCCUUUAGUGGACAAUAAGCAUCUAACAGUGCAAGUAACCAACGAACCAGUGUCUUUCUCAGAUGGAGCAACUGCUACAAGUAAACUCACGGUCAUAAUAAAGAAGAAUGAAAACUGUGCGUCCUCCAAGUACAUCAUGUACCAGGCCGACUCGGAGCAACUUCCUGGCACAUUCGAGGAUGGAAUGACAAGCUAUGGAAAGUCCCACAGUGUCAAACUCGUUGAAAUGGACCCUGGCAAACAUGUUGAGAUUACCCUUAAAUAUAUUGAUACAAAAAUAUUAAUCCGACUGGUCGGAAGUUACUUGACGUUUUCCAUAAGCAUGCCAGAAGAGAUUUUGAAUUCAACAUUCAAUAGUGCUGUGUUAGAAUUAUGUACUAAGGGUUGUCCAAAAAGUGAAAUUAUAGAUUAUCAGAAGUUUCUCUCUUCAAAGGAAAUGGAGAUUAGCAAUACCAAUGUGAAUAUGACGCGAAAAGACGCGGUACAGCUCUGUCGUAGUGCCAAUUUAGUUGAUUUCUAUCUCGAUUCCUGUGUGUUCGAUUUACUUACAACAGGGAACGAAACAUUCAAACUGUCAGCUUAUGCUGCUUUACAAGAUGUGCUAAAGUUAGAUCCAGAUUUUUAUAAAACUCAACAGAAUAGAACUACUAUAGAUAUAUACAGCCCCAGUUCAGGGAUACGGUGCACUAUAAGUUUUUUUAGUGUGUUACUUGUGCUGAUGUUGACAACAUUUUCACUGGCAGCAUCAUGUUCACCCAGCGUUGUGACGUAGCAGCAGUUAACAGGUGUACCAGCAUGUCCACAAGGUGAGGUGAGUUUCCAUGGCAACCCAUCACCAUGGAGACCAGACAUUGAUGUGUACAUGUUGCUGCAUCUGGACCAUGCAGUUUCCAUCACAGACUCAUCAUCGCUCAUCAUCGCUCAUCAUCAUCUUUAUUAUCAUUGUCAUCACCUGUGCUGUAUUCGUUACUUAACGUUAGAAGACUAGUAUUAUGAAUUAUGUAAAAAUGAAAACGUGAGUGUUAAACAUCUCAAAGUUAUCUGGAAAAAUAGAGGAAUGUUUGGAAAAUUUCUCUCAGCAUUUUAUGAUGCUUAAACAGCAUUUUUUUAAACGAAGAAAAAUCACAAAGGGCAUUUUGCCUUUAAUAAUAUAAUCAUAAAUUCUUGAUAAACGAUGAAUGUUCUUGCAUACAAUUACAAUAAAUCUAGUAACAUGCUUUAGUAAGAAGAUAUUUUAUGAGUUUGUUUUCUAGAAAAUGGCAUAUAAAUAAGGACUUAUUCAAGACCCAGCUUUGAAGUUUAGCUUAGUGAAACAUGAUUAAUUAGAAAAUGGAUUUGAAAUGUGUCUUUCAUUAGUUAUUCUCAACUAAAUUGUUGAUUUAAGCAAUAAUAUCUGUCUUAGACAUUUUUUGCUUUAUGAUUUUUAUACAAUAAUGUGUUUGAUCUAACAAUACCGAGUGUACCAUAUUUUUCCUAAAAUCAACAAAUAUUUUAUUGUGGACUUAAUUAAUUAAUUUCAACACCAUUGGUUCGCUAAAAUGGCCAGUAGAAAUUCAUUCAUGGUGGCAGUUUAAGCCAGGUUUUGUUUUGCCAUAGACAGAGAGGUGUAACAUUGCUAUUGCCUCUUCCAUUGAAGAAUAUAGUUCUUAUGUAUGAACCUUUUCAGCUCUCAUAGUGUCAUGUCAUUUGUUAUUAGUCAUACAUCAUGUUACAUCAUUUUUCAUUGGUCAUCCAAUUUCAACCAAAUUCUAUGCCAAAUCCAUUUUGUGCAGAAUUGCACCCAUGCAAAUGUAAUAUAUAUACCUGUGAAACUGUGUGGUAUUAUUUUGAAAAUUGUAUGUUUCUCCUGUCAUGAUCUUAUCUCCUGUAGAAGUGUAUUUUUUAUGCCUGUUAUUCAUUCGCACGUUUAGAAAGUAGCCAGCUUUACUAGACUUCAGUGCUUUUUUUAAUCUUCUAACUCCUCUUAUGUCUUGUUUACUCUCGAAAAGUAUAAACGGAAUUACAUUUUGCGCUACCCCCAAAAACCUUUGAAAGGCUUAAGGCUCCAAGUCAUACCUUGUUUGGUCAUAUUAUAAUACCAGGCGACAAACUGGAGCUCCCCCAUCUUGCACUCUUCAAUCACAUGACGGGAGAAAAUGAUGCAAGAACGGCCUGGUCAGUGUGGCCAGAAUCCACGGCCGGGUUGACCAGUGUCUUAGUUGUGCCAUACAAACUGACCUAAUGCAUAAUCAGUGUUGUAGGACCACAUAUGGUCCAGGGUUACAGGCCAUGUGUGUAGUGUUGGGUAGAAAUGCCGAAUUUACACAAUUUGAGACACUCUUUUAAUCUUUCUGUUGCUAUUCAUGUGGUUAUUCAUAAUAAUGUUAAAUGAAUCUUGGUAUACUUUGAAAUUAAAAACUUUCAUUAAGUGAGAAAUUUCAAAGAAGUUAGUUCUGUUUCAUGUGGUUUGAUUAUAAAGAACCUCUUGAUAAAACAAUCGCACAAUACAAUUAUGAGAUAAUUGGAUAUAUUGUUAUUAUUUUCCAAUUAUAUUAACUGUGCAUUGUUACCCAACAUUGCACUCAUGGUCAGGACUGGUGUUCGAUUGUUGUUCGAUUGUUGGGGAAAUUGUUAUUGUAUUGAGAGGAAGAUGUUAUGUGUGGUUAUAUAUUGUUACUGCUGAAAUGAUAAUACUUCAAAGAAAAGCUGUUCAAGAUUUAAGUACUGUACAUGUUGUACAAUAUUAAUUUUCAACAUGUAUUGUUUGGGUUGACAAGACAGUGAGUUAUGUACGUUAAUGAGUGCAUUGAUCUCCUACUGUUAUCUCUGUAUUUUACCAGCCGUACACAGUGAUAACAUCAGGAUUAUAUAUUACAUAACGGGGAGGGGGGGAUAGACUGUACAUACACCCAAAUAUUAACUUAUAACUCUUUUUUUUGAAAUGAGAAAAUGAAGCUUAACUUUUUUACAUUUCUUAAGUAUUUUCAGAAUGUGUCAUUAUUUAUGUUUUCCAUUUUCAAUGGGAUGCAUUGAGAUAUUAAACGUAUUUGCAUUUGUGAGGUGGAUCCCUGCUGAGUUUGCACUAUAUUUCUUUAUAUAAAGCUAAAUGAUAUUUGAAUUUUAACAGCUCAUAAAAGAUAAAUUGGCACAUUUGCAAACUAUGUUUGUAUAAACUCAGUCAUCUUUUUAGUACCUCCAAAAUUUAGGGAUAAAUUUGCUAAAUUUCUCUGUGGUUUAUGUGUUGUCAGCCAAGUGUGACUCAAUAAUGGGGAGUUUUAUGUAUUUUUCACCAUUGUCCUUGUUUGUAGUCAAGUUCUUUUCACUUUGUUCGCCCAACUCUUUGAUUUCAGUUCAAUUCUGUUUGAUUUACACCAUGUUUAUGUUCAAAAAGUUGACUGCUUUUUCUAUUCAAUGUCAUCUUUAUUGCCAUACAUGUGUGUGAGUCUACAUGUAUACCAUUUAAACCAUCAGGGUAUCAAAAAUAAGCAAAGGAGAAUAACUUUUAAUGCAUUUGUUUUGCGCUCUCUGCAUAAAAACCCUCUUAAAAAGCUCAUGUCGAAAUUCACCAAUAUUUAGUCUUCUGUCCAAGAUUCUAACUCUAUUCAGCCGACAUUGUUUACACGUUUAACAAGUAAAACUCUUUAAAAUCACUCCUAAGGACUCUGUUUACAAUCUAAGGUUUGAAAAUAGAGUUCAAAAGCUCUUGGUAAAACAAGAUCAGCUUGAUUUGAAUAUUAUUGUUUAUAAAAGGGUAUCAGGUGCUUGCAGUUUGCAUGUCUUUGUUUUCAUGUGCCGCCAAUAAAAAAGGGGGAAAGAAAGGCCAUUUUAUGGGGAACAAAUAUGUAUAAAAUGAGCUUAAAGGUUAAUGUAAAAUGCAAACGUGCUUUCAUUAGUCACUUUAUUUACGUAUUUACAAGUUGACCAGGUGUUUAUGUUGAAUUGAGAAUUUUAAUUUCCCCUCAAUUUACCACAUAUGGAUACAGCUGUGAUCUUCUGCCAUUUUUAACAACCUUACCUGUCAAAUAAUUUUCGCAGCUAAUUUCAUAACAUUGUCAGUGCUCAAUACAACUAUUUAAUAAUUAUCAUUGCUAUGUGCAAUUGAAAUGCCAUCCGCUUAUCUGUGGACAGUUUAUUGAAGAACUAAUGAAUACAUGAUAAAACUUAAUUGAGUUUAUAUACAAUUGUAACAUGUUGCAUUUGUUUAUUUUGCUAAAACUUUUGUGCAGAAUACUUAGGUACUAAUUACUUGGCCAGGUCUGAUUUGAAAGUUGUGUUGGCAGGUGUUGGUUUAGUUGUUACAUUUGGUUGCAUUUUCUAUAGUGCUGUGUAACCUCUCCUUCACAGGGUCUUGGCUUGAAUGAUAAGAACAUGAAUUUGUGCCACACCCACUUGAGCAUUUCUUGAGAUGUUGGUAUUUAUACCUUAUAUUAAACCAGUCUUUUUUUCAUUUUUACUGUGCUGGUCAUAGAGACAGACUGAUGUGAACAGAUCUUUCACAGAAUUAGGGUUAAAACUUGAAAAACUCCAGGAGCUAAAACACAUUCAGUUGAAACACUGUAUCUAAAGUAGCAAUGUGUUUUCAUUUGGUAACAUUGUAUUUACUACUUGACCUGUGGAAUAGAAAGCCUUGUAAAUCUUUUCUUUAUACUCCUUACCCCAAAGUCUUCUGUUGAAAGGAGAGGUGACAUGCUAUUGUUCAAAUGUAUGAUGAAGGAAAUCCUAUAUAGGUGUAUGUAAGACGAUUUAACAUGAUAUAAAAGUAUCCAAUUUAUUUGAAAACUUUCUGUCUACUUCUAUUUUAUUUUCAUUGAACACCAUAUGGGUUGGUUUGCAUAAUAUUUUAAAUCUGGCUUUAUUAAUAUUGUUAAUUGAUUUCAUUACAGUAUGGUAUUUAAGAUUACAAUUAUUUUCACAUUUGUUUAUUUCAUGUCACAGUUUUUUUAUUCAAAACAGCUGGUUGGUGAAAAAAUAGAUCUUAAUGAUAUAGCCUGUUAAUUUUUCCUUGUUAAUAUUUUUGCAUGACACAAGAAAGCUAAAUAUAAAGCAUUAUAUAUAUAUAUAUAAGAAAAAACUGAGUUUACUUUGCCUCAUACAUAACAAAUGAUAAAUGCUAUAGCUGAAAACUUAGGUAGGCAUGCAGUGUGUAUCGGGAUAAAAUAUCUGUAGGCAUUGUUCGCUGAACACCUGGCCAAGUCAUUAAGAUUUUGAUACAUAUAGUCCAACAUCUACCUUCGUUUGGCAACCAUUUCAGACACUAAAACCGCCCCCAUUUAUGUGACUUCGUAAUUCAGUCCACAUGUUCGACUUUGAAGUUUGAUAGCAGCAGAUUUUUUUUUUUAGCCCAAGUUGGAUAUUUUUUUUUCAGAUUGGCAAUACAAUAUAUAAUUAUGUUUACUUGUUUGUUAGUUUAAACGAUGAAAAAGUAAUGUCAUAGUAAUUUCAGAAGUGUCAUCUGGUAUAGUUUUAUUGAUUGUCUGAUAUUCUUCCAAAUCUUAAUGGUUGGAAAUAGGCUAGAGAUAAAAUUGGAUUAUGAAUAAAUUUUGAUGAGAUUUGGAAAUUACAUGCAUACUUGAUGUUUUAGUUAGCUCAGCAAGAUUUAGCACUUGACUCCAUGUGUGCUGUAUUAUACUGAAUAUUACCAAGAGAGCAAAUUACAACAUCUUGCUUGAAGACAAAGAUGUUUUAAACAAGGCUUAAUUGUGUGAUUGAGGUGCCCUCAUUGUCUAGUAUUUUAUUCCAACAUUGAUAAUGUUGAUCCUAGUCUAAUUAGUUUAAUCUUAUAAAACUGUUUUGAAUAAAUGUGUGACCAAUUUUCAAAAAAA
This is a messenger RNA of Mya arenaria, 6973 nucleotides long. RefSeq names its product repulsive guidance molecule A-like. Gene Ontology annotation, molecular function: coreceptor activity. Bases 598 to 1944 code for a protein of 448 amino acids. The record is from RefSeq and is a predicted model, not a curated record. Gene Ontology annotation, cellular component: plasma membrane. NCBI's taxonomy places the organism in Eukaryota, Metazoa, Mollusca, Bivalvia, Myida, Myidae. Gene Ontology annotation, biological process: BMP signaling pathway. The transcript has 4 exons.